UGGAAAUAUGCUAAUUACGCUCCUAUAUAUAGCCUUGCAGCACUAUCCACUUUCCUUCUACAACCAACAUUCACAGGGGUAACCUCACGUUCUCUGACAGGCAAACUUCAAGUAAUAAAAUGGGUUCCGAGAAGAAACUACCCUACAAAGUUGCUGACCUCAGCCUGGCCGAGUUUGGCCGCAAGGAGAUCGAGCUGGCCUAGCGCGAGAUGCCGGGGCUGAUGAUGAUGAGAGCCAAGUACGGGAAGGACAAGCCUCUGAAGGGAGCGCGCAUCGCAGGCUGCUUACACAUGACCAUCCAGACUGCCGUUCUCAUCGAGACACUCAAGGAACUGGGAGCUGAGGUAACCUGGUCCAGCUGCAACAUUUUCUCCACACAAGACCACGCGGCAGCAGCCAUGGCGAAGGCGGGCGUGCCCGUGUACGCGUGGAAGGGCGAGACAGACGAGGAGUACAUGUGGUGCGUGGAACAGACCAUCUACUUCCCCGACGGACAGCCACUCAACAUGAUCCUGGACGAUGGUGGUGACCUGACCAACCUUGUGCACACCAAAUACCCACAGCUUCUGGAAGGAAUCAAGGGUCUGUCAGAGGAAACAACCACAGGUGUUCACAAUCUGUACAAGAUGAUGGCCAAGGGUGACCUGAAGUGCCCUGCCAUCAACGUCAACGACUCAGUUACAAAGAGCAAGUUUGACAACUUGUACGGCUGCCGUGAGUCUCUUGUCGAUGGAAUUAAGCGUGCCACAGACGUCAUGCUGGCUGGCAAAGUGGCUGUUGUCGCCGGUUACGGUGAUGUCGGCAAAGGCUCCGCCCAGUCCCUCAAGGCUUUUGGUGCACGGGUCCUCAUCACUGAGAUUGAUCCCAUCAACGCCCUGCAGGCCGCUAUGGAAGGUUACCAGGUGACAACCAUGAACGAGGCCUGCAAGGAAGGAAACAUCUUUGUCACGGCCACCGGCUGCAAGGACAUCAUCAAGGCUGAGCACUUCCAGCAGAUGAAGGAGGACGCCAUCGUCUGUAACAUUGGCCAUUUCGACUGCGAGUUGGAGGUCAAGUGGCUGAACGACAAUGCCAAGAAGGACUCCAUCAAGCCACAGGUCGACCGUUACACCCUGCCCAGCGGACGUCACAUCAUCCUGUUGGCCGAAGGUCGCCUGGUGAACUUGGGCUGCGCCACCGGCCACCCCAGCUUCGUCAUGAGCAACUCCUUCACCAACCAGGUGCUGGCUCAGAUCGAACUGUGGACCAAACCAGACCAGUACAAGGUUGGAGUUUUCGUGCUGCCAAAGAAGCUGGAUGAGGAGGUUGCCGAGGCACAUCUGGAACAGCUGGGAGUCAAACUGACCCGGUUGUCAGACGACCAGGCUGGCUACCUGGGUAUCCCCAAGGAGGGCCCCUACAAACCCGACUUCUACCGUUACUAGUUCUACAGAGGGUAGUCACGCUACGUAACUGUGUAGAGGUAAAAAAACUGUUAGCAAAAUGCACAUUUUGGAACAGAGAGUGUAUCACUCAACAGAAAUAAGCAUGUGUUUACAUGUAUAUCCAUGGAAGUGAAUAAACAUGUGUUAA
Molecule: messenger RNA, 1572 nt
Organism: Branchiostoma floridae (Florida lancelet)
Lineage: Eukaryota; Metazoa; Chordata; Leptocardii; Amphioxiformes; Branchiostomatidae
Product: adenosylhomocysteinase B-like
Exons: 8
Coding region: 210-1424 (404 amino acids)
Biological process (GO): L-methionine cycle
Cellular component (GO): cytosol
Molecular function (GO): adenosylhomocysteinase activity
Source: RefSeq, a predicted model, not a curated record